AUGUCUUGGACUAAACCUAGAAUACUAGAGUGGCUAACGAGCAAAAAUAUUUCAUUCGAAGCAACAAUGGUUAAAGCUACUCUUAUAGACAUUGUACGGCAGCACAAGCAAGAACAUUGCGAUAAGUAUGUUGUGGACGAGAUGGCAGCGCAGCAUGGGAUAAUUGUUUUACGUCUGUCCCCAUACCACUGUGAGCUCAAUCCCAUUGAGUUGGUAUGGGCGCAGGCUAAAGGAUAUGUUGCAAGAAAUAACAAAACCUUCAAAAUGACAGAAGUAAAAAAACUUUUUGAAGAAGGACUUCAACAUAUCACACCUGAAAAAUGGAAUAGCUGCGUGUCUCAUAUAAUUAAAAAAGAAGACAAAAUGUAUGGUCUCGACCACAUGAUUGACAAUGUUACUGACAGAUUUUUAAUUAAUGUCACCGAAAGCGAUAGUGAUGAUUUUUUAUCUGAUAAUGAAUAA
Molecule: messenger RNA, 462 nt
Organism: Parnassius mnemosyne (clouded apollo)
Lineage: Eukaryota; Metazoa; Arthropoda; Insecta; Lepidoptera; Papilionidae
Source: the annotation of a GenBank genome assembly